This is a messenger RNA of Triplophysa dalaica, 3170 nucleotides long. RefSeq names its product eukaryotic translation initiation factor 4 gamma 3-like. Gene Ontology annotation, molecular function: mRNA binding; translation initiation factor activity; protein binding. The transcript has 17 exons. Lineage: Eukaryota; Metazoa; Chordata; Actinopteri; Cypriniformes; Nemacheilidae. The record is from RefSeq and is a predicted model, not a curated record. Gene Ontology annotation, cellular component: eukaryotic translation initiation factor 4F complex. Bases 204 to 2660 code for a protein of 818 amino acids.
UGUUUAAUUGCUUACAGUUACUGGAUUGAUGUUAUGUAAUGUCGGUGGUUGCUAAGUAACGUUAAAGACAAUUGAAUUCGCGCGUCCUGUGCACGUCAUAGACGAACUCACUCGUAUCUGGUCAAACGUUUGUUUGCGAGUACAGUGACACGUGACUCUACAUUACUUGCAUCACUUUCUCAAAGCGAUUUAUUGUCGACAUCAUGGGACACAUGUUCAGUCUUUUGAUGUCUAGAAGACCAUCAAGCAGCGGAUCACUGGACAAUGAACCUGCACGCAAAAUUCUCAAUGUUCAGCUGGAUAAAGACUCAUCAGCCUCAUCCCAAUCUGAAGAGUCUCCGGAGAACCUUCAGGACCCAGAGGACAAAAAUCUAGAGGUGCUUCCAGCGAAAUCUUUGCAGAGGAAGGAUAGUCAUGUUUUCCUGUUGAUCAAGGCAAUGCCACCAUGUCUGCCGAAGCUAGCGGGUCUUCCAAAGUACCCCAUCAUUUUGCAAAAGAUGAAUGAAAACAGGCUGCAAGUGGGUCCAAGCAUCGCUAGAAGACCCCAGCCUAAAAUUCCAUCAAGCAGAGGAUCACUGGACAAUGAAGUGCACCGACUACCUGCACCCAAAAUUCUCAAUGUUCAGCUGGAUAAAGACGUCCAGCUAAAGAAGUCGUCUCUUGAUUGGCGGCCCAGCGUCAACAAAGAGGUGACAAGCAGUCAAGUUUCAAAGGACAAGAAAACUGAGGAACUUGUGUGGAGCUUCAGGAGCAUCCUCAACAAGUUGACCCUCGAGAAGUUUUACCAGCUGAUGGUGAAGGUGAAUAAGCUGCGGAUCAACACGAUGGUGCGUAUCAGGCAUGUCGCCCAGCUGGUGCGUGAGAAAGCCAUCUCUGGUCCCAGCUUCUCUGUCAUGUACAGCAGUAUGUGCAGAAAUAUGGCAAACUUAAAAAACCCCUCAAAACCAUCCAAACCAAGGUCGUCCUUCAAGUCAAUUCUGCUCCGAUUCUGCUUAGGGCAGAUUGACAAAGACCAAGAAAAAGAGAACAGCUUUGCCAUCAAACAGAAGGAGAUGGAGGCUGCACCAAAUGUAUGGGUACCACGAAGGGCAAAUCUGGGUCCCAAGAGCAUCAACCAGAUCCAUGAGGAGGCUAAGAGGGAAGAGGAGAUAGAACAGCAGAAAGUCAGCCUUCCGCUGUUCAAGGAGUUGAAGAAAGAAGAUGAAAGCCCCCUCUCAUUAAGACCACUGAGUCCAUCAUUCUUCUCUCCGGCACCAAUAAAGAGGGAAAAACAACCAGAGCUGCCCCGGAUCUCAUCUCCAGCCCUAUCUGAGGAUUCUGGUUUGGGGGAAGCGAUACCAGAGCUUCCCCUGUCCCAGAUCCCACCCUCAGCCUCAUCCCAAUCUGAAGAGUCUCCGGAGAACCUUCAGGACCCAGAGGACAAAAAUCUAGAGGUGCUUCCAGCGAAAUCUUUGCAGAGGAAGGAUAGUCAUGACUUCCUGUUGAUCAAGGAAAUGCCACCAUGUCUGCCGAAGCUAGCGGGUCUUCCAAAGUACCCCAUCAUUUUGGAAAAGAUGAAUGAAAACAGACUGCCAGUGGGUCCAAGCAUCGCUAGAAGACCCCAACCUAAAAUUCCAUCAAGCAGAGGAUCACUGGACAAUAAAGUGCACCGACUACCUGCACGCAAAAUUCUCAAUGUUCAGCUGGAUAAAGACGUCCAGCUAAACAAGUCAGCAUUUGCUUGGAGGCCCAGGAUCCAUAAAGAGGUGACAAGCAGUCAAGUUUCGAGGGACAAGAAAACUGAGGAACUUGUGCGGAGCUUUAGGAGCAUCCUCAACAAGUUGACCCCCGAGAAGUUUGACCAGCUGAUGGUGAAGGUGAAUGAGCUGCAGAUCAACACGAUUGAGAGUAUCAGGCUUGUCGCCGAGCUGGUGCAUGAGAAAGCCAUCUCUGAGCCCAGCUUCUCUGUCAUGUACAGCAGUAUGUGCAGAAAUAUGGCAAACUUGAAAGAGCCAUCCAAACCAAGGUCGUCCUUCAAGUCAAUUCUGAUCCAACUCUGCUUAGAGAAGAUUGACAAAGACCAAGAAAAAGAGGACAGCUUUGCCAUCAAACAGAAGGAGAUGGAGGCUGCACCAGCUGGUGAACAGGAAAUACUUAGACAAGAGCUUGCAGAGACCAAGGCGAAAGCUAGAAGACGCUCCAUUGGAAACGUCAACUUCAUCGGGGAGCUCUUCAAACAGAAAAUGUUGAAUGAGACCAUCAUAAAAGAGUUUCUCACCAAAUCAUUGAAACGACACGACGAUGAGACACUUGAGUCCGUCUGCAAGCUACUCACCACCGUGGGUAAAGAACUGGACGUCGGGGAGGGAAAGAUUAAAAUGGACAAGUACAUUCACCAGAUGGAAACGUUGGUGAAGGAGCGCAAAACACCAACACGGAUCCGGUUCAUGAUGCAGGACGUCAUAGACCUCAGACUUAAUGUAUGGAUACCACGAAGGGCAAAUCUGGGUCCCAAGACCAUCACCCAGAUCCAUGAGGAGGCUAAGAGGGAAGAGGAGAUGGAACAGCAGAAGGUCAGCCUUCCACUGUUCAAGGAGUUGAAGAAAAAAGAUGAGAGCCCCAUCUCAUUAAGACCAAAGAAUCCAUGGUUCUUCGCCCCAAACACCCAAUCAAACAACUAGCACUCAUCUGCCCCUUCGUCCCCUGCCCCACCCAAGGAACCUAUCUAUUCUGCCCCACCUCACAGUAGACCCCACUGGAGAACCUAAACCUAAAACCCCCAAAAAAAGAUUUGAAUUUUUAUUACUUAUAAGGCAACUGUUUUAAAAAAAACAAUUCCCCCCCAAAACCCAACCUAACCUUACCCUCUGUAGUCUUUACAUGAAUUUAAAAAAAAAUAUUACUUGAACACGUUUCACGUAACGUAACACGUUUUUUCUGCUAUCCAUGUUGUGCAUUAUAAAAAAUUAGGUAUUAAAACUGAGCAUCAGAAAAAUUGCCAGGGAUUUCACAGAAAUACUUUUAAUCAAUGUUUGAAGUCAAAUAUGACGUCAUGUUUUAGAUAGUUGUGCAUUAUAAAAAAAGAAUAUUUUCACCAUAAAAUCACAGUUAAACUUUUAGAGUGCAAUAAAACCUUAUGACCUAAUAAAAGAAUAAAAAUGAAUGUAUGAAACAACAUGUUUGUUCUUGUG